Molecule: messenger RNA, 1659 nt
Organism: Trematosphaeria pertusa
Lineage: Eukaryota; Fungi; Ascomycota; Dothideomycetes; Pleosporales; Trematosphaeriaceae
Product: polysaccharide lyase family 1 protein
Exons: 1
Coding region: 151-1416 (421 amino acids)
Source: RefSeq, a predicted model, not a curated record
CAACCGAUUGCUAAUUGGAGGAUCUCAAGACUCCACAGACUUGUAGGGCUAGGGUAAUUAGAUUUCAAAAGGUAAAUAUGCUGGAGGUAUAACUUUCUUUUCAUCCAGUUUAUCUCUUUUCGCUUCUCCUUAUCACCAAGUCCCAUCAAAAUGCUCGUCUUUACGCUCCUCUCCUUCCUCCUCUCUACGGCUUCCGCUCUCCUUGCCUUCCCCGGCGCCGAAGGCUUCGGCCGCAAUGCGAUCGGAGGACGCAAGGGCUCGGUGUACGUCGUCACCAACCUCAACGACAGCGGGACCGGCUCCCUGCGCGACGCCGUCAGCAAAUCCGAUCGCAUCGUCGUCUUCGCCGUCGGCGGCCUGAUCAAGAUCACCGACCGCAUGGUCGUCUCCAAACGCAUCAGCAUCCUAGGCCAGACCGCCCCGGGCGACGGCAUCACCGUCUACGGCAACGGGUGGUCCUUCUCCAACGCCGACGACGCCAUCGUGCGCUACAUCCGCAUCCGCAUGGGAAAGGGUGGCACGAGCGGCAAAGACGCGCUCACCAUCGCCGAAGGCGCAAACAUGAUCUUCGACCACGUCAGCGUGUCCUGGGGCCGCGACGAGACGUUCAGCAUCUCCGGGUCGGAGGUCGGGAAUAUCACUAUCCAGAACAGCAUCAUCGCGCAGGGUCUGGAAACGCACUCCUGCGGUGGCCUAAUACAGACGAACCUGGGCAACGGGAUCAGUCUGUUCCGGAACCUGUAUAUCGACAACAAAACGCGCAACCCCAAAGUCAAGGGCACUAAUGAGUUUACGAAUAAUGUGGUGUACAACUGGGGCGGUGGCGGCGGCUACAUAGCCGGCGAUUCGGAUGGCGCGAGCGAGGCGAAUAUCGUGGGGAACUACUUCAUCUCUGGGCCGAGUACGAGCGUGACGGCGUUUACGAGGGGGAAUGCGAAUUUCAAGGGCUUUGUGCAGGGGAACUGGUAUGAUGCCGAUAAGGACGGGAGCCUGAAUGGAAAGGAACUCGGCGCCUCGUCGUCGAACUACGGCGGCAUGGCGAUUCAAACCGCGAAAUACGCAUUCCCAGCUCCAGCCAGGAUUCUCAGUGCCGUCGACGCGCUCGCGUACGUCCAAAAGUACGCCGGGGCAAGCAAAGUCCGGGAUGCCGUCGAUGCGCGGCUCGUCGCUGAGUUAACGAGCUGGGGCAAGACGGGCGAACUCAUCAGCGACGAGAAUGCGAGCCCGAUGUCCGGUCCGGGAACGAUUGCUGGAGGGACAAAAGCUGUGGACACGGAUGGAGAUGGGAUACCGGAUGCGGUGGAGACGCAAAUGGGGUUUGAUCCGAGCAGGAACGAUGCGAUGGAGGAUAAGGAUGGGGAUGGGUAUACGAAUGUGGAGGCGUGGGCGAAUUCGCUUGUACCGGGGGUAUAUUAGUGGGGCUCUUUUGGGAGCGUAUUAAGGACGGAUGGGUGCAUGAUUUCGAUUGGGGAGGAGGUGAGAGCGUGAGGAUGUGGAUGGCUGUCUUGCUUGGUUGCAGGCCUGUGUACGUCAAGGGGAGAUUAUUCAACUACGGGUCUGCGCCAGGUUGGUGGGCGUCGUGCAAUGGGUCGAUGGGUUUAUGGUACUGUACGUAGGACAGUGCGAGGAUGGUUGCGAUGUGUUGACCAUGGGUUUGAC